AUGCCCAUGUCCUCACCACCGGGACGUGCCAGUUGGAGCCACGGUCGACGACAACAGGAUCGCUUUCUCAUCUGUAGACUACACCGUAACGUUUUGCAAAAUGUCUUCACAAAACCUUUUGAAGUCUACGAAGUCGCAAUUACGAACGGAAGUCGGCUACGCCAUGAGCUAGCAAGUUUCGGAGACCAGCCACCUUUGCCUGCCUCGCUCGCAUUGCGCGGUUACCAGACCAUAUCAGGGAGUUUACGUUCCAACGCCCAGAAUGCCGUCAGAAGCAUGAUAGCAUCUUGCGGAAUUUCAUUUACGAACGCGACAUACGUCGAAGUUUGCUCUGCCGGUGUAGAAAAGGAAUUUGACGCCGCAUACACGAACUGGUUUGACCCAUCCCAUGGAGUCAUUAUGCUUUGGUCGUCAGAAUUGCUGUGGCAAUCUUGGAAGAAUAUGGCACUCGAAGCUGGACGAAUGGCUUCACAUCUGGUAGCUGUUGUCCGUCUCACCAUCGUCAAUGAAGCCUCUCAAAUUACCAUAAGGCAAGCUUCGAAGCACUCUUCCUCAUCAAGAAGCAAAGGAGAUAACCAGGUCGAUUACACUAGCCUGGACAAUGGCUAUUAUGCCAUUUUAGGAACUCCAAACGGGGCGAACACAAUGCGGAUGUUUCAUGACCAUCGGACAGAGCUGGGUCACCGCAUCGUCGAGAAGAUCGUGGUAUUCGGCAAAAAGGGCCCUGAGAUGGACAAACCAGAAGUCCGAAGUAUGGUGAUCAUUCUUUCCGAUAGUCGAAGCCCUCCGUCUCGAGGAAGUCGCUGGGUCGACGUAUCCACCAUAGUGUAUCAAGAGAUUCCUGGAGGGGACCUUGUACUUUGGCGCAAGUUCCAGGGCUUUGGUACCUUUCAUUACCAGAAAAGGAAGCUAAACGAGGUUCAACAAACUGAUUCAUUCUCGACUGGUUUGAGAAACCGGAUGGAGGAAGUUGUGAAAUUCGUUGUUCUAGUUACAAAUAUUGGUGUCUAG
Molecule: messenger RNA, 1011 nt
Organism: Pyrenophora tritici-repentis Pt-1C-BFP
Lineage: Eukaryota; Fungi; Ascomycota; Dothideomycetes; Pleosporales; Pleosporaceae
Source: RefSeq, a predicted model, not a curated record